Apodemus sylvaticus (European woodmouse) is the source of this 9128-nucleotide messenger RNA. It is a transcript of the gene Gpr157, whose product is annotated as G protein-coupled receptor 157. The transcript has 4 exons. The coding region runs from base 229 to 1221 and encodes 330 amino acids. Gene Ontology annotation, molecular function: G protein-coupled receptor activity. NCBI's taxonomy places the organism in Eukaryota, Metazoa, Chordata, Mammalia, Rodentia, Muridae. Gene Ontology annotation, biological process: adenylate cyclase-activating G protein-coupled receptor signaling pathway; cell surface receptor signaling pathway. The record is from RefSeq and is a predicted model, not a curated record. Gene Ontology annotation, cellular component: plasma membrane.
ACCCAGGGUAAGAUUGUAGCGCUCAGGGAGUGGCAGGCACCACGGUGAGACCGCUGCUGUGUAUUUGAUAGACUGGGCGGGGCUGGGACGCAGGCGGGACCCGUGGGGACGCGAGCCCCGGCGCCUAGAUGCCCAGACAGAAGCGACCGCGGGCUCGGCUUGGCCACGACCUCUCAGCACCCUUGGGCCUGUGCACCCUGGCCGUCUGCCCUUGGUCCCCAGCCGGCCAUGCCCUCACCCGCGCCUCCCACCGAGCUGCUGCCGUGGGAGCGCGCGGUGGUGCUGCUGUCGUGUGCGCUGUCAGCUCUGGGCUCGGGCCUCCUGGUGGCCACGCACGCCCUGUGGCCUGACCUGCGUAGCCGGGCGCGGCGCCUGCUGCUCUUCCUGUCGCUAGCGGACCUGCUCUCGGCUGCCUCGUACUUCUACGGAGUGCUGCAGGACUUUGCAGGCACUUCGUGGGAUUGCGUCCUUCAGGGCGCCCUCUCUACUUUCGCCAACACCAGCUCCUUCUUCUGGACGGUGGCCAUCGCCCUCUACCUAUACCUCAGCAUCGUCCGAACUGCGCGCGGGCCCUGCGCGGACCACCUAAUCUGGGCUUUUCACCUCAUCAGCUGGGGUGUCCCGUUGGCCAUCACAGUGGCAGCUGUCUCGCUAAAGAAGAUAGGCUACGAUGCCUCGGAUGUGUCCGUGGGCUGGUGCUGGAUCAACCUGGAGGCCGAGGACCGUGUCCUGUGGAUGCUGCUGACCGGGAAGCUGUGGGAGAUGCUGGCUUAUAUCUUGCUACCUCUGCUGUACCUUUUGGUCAGGAAGCACAUCAACAGGGCGCACCAGGCGCUCUCAGAAUACCGGCCCAUCUGUGAGGGGCGCCGGCUGCGGCGAGGCUCCACCGCCUCCAUGGCUGAUAAGAAGCUGGUCCUCAUUCCGCUCAUAUUCAUCUGCCUCCGGGUCUGGAGCACCGUCCGCUUUGUCCUGACCCUCUGUGGCUCCCCGGCUGUGCAGACGCCCGUGCUGGUUGUUCUACACGGCAUUGGAAACACCUUCCAGGGAGGGGCCAACUGCAUCAUGUUCGUCCUGUGCACCCGGGCCGUGCGCUCCAGGCUCUUCUCUCUCUGCUGCUGCUACCCAAGGCCCUCCACCCAGAGCCCUCCUGGGGCUCCUGCUCCCCCCAAGAUGGGAGAAUCUCAGGAAUCCAGACGGACCCCAGAAGAGCCCAGCACUUGAACGGUCAGUCGGCUUUCCUCACAGUCCGCGCUGGUGCUGUCUUCCUGGUUCCUGCGACAGGAUUCGGGGACGAGCACACUGGAAGCCUCGCCGAAGCGGAGGGACAGCCGUCAGGGUGGCCCCUUCUACCUCCCAGACUCUCAGGCAGGCCGUGCGUUUCUUGCACACUCAUGUCCUGGUUCAGCGGGAUUUGUUUUUCUAAGCACAAAGACGCAAGACUCGGCUAUGCAGGAUGCCGCCAGGGCACUGGUUCUCGGUGUCCCCGGACACCAGCGCUGUUUACAGUCCGAGGGACCCAUAUCUGUGGUCCCAUCCCAGGCAUGACUGAAUAAUGAACACCGUCUUGGAUCCUAGACAUCACAGUAUGGAGUCUGGAUUUGCCGGGGUGUUGAGAGUCCCUAGAAACCCUGGGGGUGAUUAGUAAUGCUGGCCAGCUGAGGGUAAUAUCCUUAAACUAGGUCCCAAGUCCACCAAAGUCACAAGAGACUGCCAGCAUUGAUCAAAACCACCCAGGCACACACUCAUGGCAUCUCACGACGUCAUCGCCCCUCAAUGUUUAUUACGUCUGAAUUUCAGCGCAAACCAGAGUCCAGAGUCCUGUCCACCAGCCAUCACUUAGCAUCCAUGUCCCCUCCCAGUCCCAGAGCAGAAGACAGCUCUGCUACGGUCCCUGUGGACAAUACACUAGUCUACCUGCUGUUCCCACAGAGCCCUGUCCUUACCGUGAUUCGUGCCGGGGUGCGGUGGGGAGGGGCUCGGGCUCUGGUUCUGCACUCUGGCUAGGAAAGGUGAUCAUCGAAUGAAUCUGAUUCCACCCCGAAGGUAGAUGUUUUGAGAUUCAGCCUUGGGCUAGCCUACAGCUCAGGGUAGUUUGCAGGCUGGUCCUAGCUCCCCGAAUACUUAAAAGGCUUAAGCACUUAAAAGUGUUUUGUUUUGUAGUUAUCUGCGGGAAUAUAGAAAAAGGAUUGUGUGAUGAUUACAUUUUAUUUUAUUUUUUUGAGACAGGGUCUCAUGUGGACAUGCUGGCCUGGAACUUGUUAUGUAGAUCAGGCUGGCCUCAAACUCACAGAGAUCCACCUGCCUCUGCCUCCUGAUAAUGACAUGUUUUAAAACUGUUUUGUUUUGUUGUGCUGUGCCUGGUAAUCAGGUGCUGGGACUCACUCUGUAGACCAGGCUUGCCUCCAACUCAGAAAUCCCCCUGCCUCUGCCUCCCAAGUGCUGGGAUUAAAGGCGUGCACCACCACUGCCCUGCUUUUCUUCCCCUUUUAAGACAUAACCUCACUAAGUUGCCUAGACUGGCUUCAACUCCCCAAUGACCAGGCUGGUCUUGAACUUGAGAUUUUCCUACCUCAACUUCCCAUGAAGCUAGGAUUGUAGCCUAGAGUGGGGUUUCACUGAGAUCUGCAUCUCUUUCUACCCACACAUCCCUCUUUUCAGAAAGCAGUGUGUGUUGACUUGCAGACUCUUGGUGCAGGAAGUAUGCAGUCAAGGUGAGGUAGCGUCCUUGGAUUCUGUCAAUACCCUGCAAAACCAAGAGGAUGCUCGGAGCCUGAUAAUACAGUAAAAUUAAAGAGUCAUGCAGGGGGCAGGAGGGGCGUCAUUCUCUUCUCUAUCAGAGGGCUGUGUCUGUGUGCUCCUUUUCUGGUUUCCUAAAGCAUUGCUUUAGGAAAAUCUAUAAGAGGUGGCUUCCCUUCUGGGAGUCAAAGCUCCUUGGCUUGGCUUGGUAGUCGGUCUGCUUACAAAACCAGCCUGUGUAGGGUGGAGCUGAGAUCCUGUGAAGAUAUUACAGCCACUGGGUGCGCUGUCAGCGUGCAGUGGUCAUGAUGCCCUGGCUUCUAAAAUGGAACAGAAAUUCUAGGAAUUUGUUUCCUGUAGAGGAGAAAAUAAGCUACAAAAUACCACAGAGGAAAUGAUGUUGGGAUAAAGCAGCUAGACAGGGAAGUGUGGAGCCCUGGCUGUUUGGGGCCUUGCUCAAGGAAAGGCUUGCAGAGGGGCUUCAGAAAUCCCUGGUCCUGGAGCCUGCGGUUUACCCAAGCUUUCUAUUUGAUGGUUGCUGCCACUGGCCAGGUUUGCUGCCCAUAACACCCUCUACAAAGUCUUCACUCGGCUUUUUCCUUCGGUUCCCCACAACGCCCUGUCACCGAAGGUGGCUGCUGGUGACCCGGGGCUCGGUGCCUGGCCUCUAGCCCUAUGAGCUCACAGACAUCACGUGUAGCUCAGUCAGUAGCCAAGUGGGUCUUCUGGGAGCCCAGGGUUCAGAACUUAAGAGGAAAGAAAGAAUCCUCAGGCCAGGUGGAGGCGUAGAGCCUGUGAGGCCACCGGCUCCCCAUCGCUUUGCUCAGCCUGGUGGGUUCCCAUCUCUACAGGGCAGUGUUAUUAAUAUCUAUCUGUCCGUGUCCCUCAGUCACCCAAACGUGACCUCAGCCUUAAUGGGUGCUACAGCCUUUGCCAUGCACUCCCAUCUCCCCCCCCUUCUUAAGCACUUUGUGAAUCUUGUUCUGCUAAUCUGUCGCCAGCUGCUUCCUGCUCCUGACUUUCUGUGUGUGUGUGUGUGUGUGUGUGUGUGUGUGUGUGUGUGUGUGACAUUAUGUCCUAGCACUUAGAUAUUUUCCCAUUCUGUUUUUAUUUUGUAUUUAAAGUUUUGAAACAAAGGGUUCUCACUACUUGUCCAGGUAGCACUUAAACUGUUUUACUGUUUCUGGGAUUACAGACCUCUGCCACCCCAGCCUGCUUUUAAAAGCAUUUUAGUUUGUUUGCUCUCUCUCUUUCCCUCUCCCUCUCCCUCUCUGAAAAUAAAAAUAAAAAUUAUUAUGUGUCCGAAGUUCAGAGUACAAACGGGACCGUAUGUCUUUGUUUUUACUUGUGCGGGUUUUUUGCAUGUGUAAGUGCACCUUAGUGUGUGUGCAGUGCCCUUAGAGGCCAGAGGGACUCUGAUCCCCUGGAACUAGAGUCACAAAUAGCUGUGAGCUCUGGGUAACAGGAACUAAACCCGGGUUUGCAAGAAUAGCCAGUGCUCUUACCUGUUGAGCCAGCUCUCCAGCCCCCCCUGCAAAUGUUUUGUGUGAACUCACGGUUGUGGCAUAAUUAAACCUGGCAUGAGAUUUUUUGGAAGUGUGAUAUUGACUCUCGGUGAAAGCCCAACCUCUUGCUGUUUUAAAUUAAACGAAUCAGUCAUUCCCCCGUUCCACCCCCUGCCCCGUGUUUGCUGAGCUAAGCUGACUCCACACCAAUGUGGGAAGGGGGUGAGUGAGGCCAGUCCGGCUGGCCUGGGUGUGGCUGAGGCCUGGAGAACCUUCUUUUAAGGGUAUAAUCACUGGCUGCGUGCUUAGGUUUUGCCAGCAGAUACUUGAGAAGGUGCAGGAACCUGCUUUGAUUGGCUGCAGCAACCCCGCCGCCACCACCUUGUCUAGCUUCUGUCCUUAAGUCCCAGGUCAGUUACAGUCUGUAACCCUGAAGUUACAGCGCUCUCCAGUCACAGCCUUUCACCGUUAGCAGUUGGUUCUCAUACACUGUGUCUCCCACCCUCCCUGACUCUCCAUGACCCUCCCUGACUCUCCAUGACCCUCCCUGGCUCUCCGUGACCCUCUGUGACCCUCCACAACCUUGCAUGACCCUCAGUGACCCCCUGUGACCCUCCUGGCCCUCCCUGACCCUCUGUGACCCUCCACAACUUUGCAUGACCAUCUCUGACCCUCCGUGACCCUCCCUGGCUCUCCCUGACCCUCUGUAACCUUGCAUGACCCUCCGUGACCCUCCCUGGAUCUCCAUGAUCCUCUGUGACCCUCUGCAACCUUGCAUGACCCUCAGUGACCCCCUGUGACCCUCCUGGCCCUCCCUGACCCUCUGUGACCCUCCACAACUUUGCAUGACCAUCUCUGACCCUCCGUGACCCUCCCUGGCUCUCCCUGACCCUCUGUAACCUUGCAUGACCCUCCGUGACCCUCCCUGGAUCUCCAUGAUCCUCUGUGACCCUCUGCAACCUUGCAUGAGCCUCUGUGACUCUCCAUGACCCUCCCUGGACCUCCCUGACCCUCCCUAGCUCUCCAUGACCCUCCCUGACUCUCCAUGAUCCUCUGUGACUCUCCACAACCUUGCACGACCCUCUGUGACCCUCCCUGGCCCUCUGUGACCCUCCCUGUCUCUCCCUGACCCUCUGUGACCCUCCCUGACCCUCUGUGACCCCCCCUGACCCUCUGUGACCCUCCCUGGCCCUCCACAGCACUCCAUUCUCACUGACUGCCAUACCUCUCUCCCUUUCCAUCCAUCCUUCUCCUGCCUCACCUGACUGCCAACCUCACUCUGAGCACUAGCUCCUCUCUUCUUCUCCUGCAGCACCCCAGCUCCAUCAGGACCAUGGGUCUGAACCUCAGCCUCUCACUGCUGGGGUCACAGGCCCCCACAGUGACGUAGGAUCCACGUAUCCAGUGCCUGGAUGUGGCGUGCCAGGCCUCCCUGACCUGGUGCUUUUCCCUGUCUCCCAAGCUGUCUCUAACCUUCUCCCUGCAGGAAAGGUAGCUUGCUGCUCCCCGGUGUCCCCGUGCUUCGUGACCUCUUUCUGCCCUUACCCAGUGGACACCCAGCAGAUGACUUUUUGUGCCCACAGAUUCCCCAGCAGAGCUGGAAGUCAUUUUCUUCUAGGACCGUGUGUUCCAGGGAUCAGCUCAGUGUGCACCUGUAACCUAGUUUCAUCUCCACAGCUGUAAUAAAAAGUCCUGACAAAAAGCAAUUUGGAGGCUGAGCCUGGUGGCUCACACUUCUAAUCCCCAUGCUUGAGUGGUAGAGGCAGGCAGAUCUCUGAGGGUCCAAGACCAGUCUUAGGAGAGAGUCUCAGGUAAGCCAGGGCUACAUGGUAUCUCAAAAAAACAACAAAAAGCAAUUUAGGGAAAAGAUUUGCUUUAACUUACCAAUGCAUGUUCCAUAUAGUCCAUCAUUUUUUGUUGUUGUUGUUGUUGUUUUUUCGAGACAGGGUUUCUCUGUGUAGCCCUGGAUGUCCUGGAACUCACUCUGUAGACCAGGCUAGCCUCGAACUCAAGAAAUCCACCUGCCUCUGCCUCCCAAGUGCUGGGAUUAAAGGUGUGCACCACCACCACCGCCAGGCUAUAGUCCAUCAUUUUAAGAAACAGUUGCAAAACCUCAAAGCAGUUGGUCACAUCACAUCCACAGCAAAGAACAGAGUAACAAACGCAUGAAUAACCUUAGAUAACCCAGGGUCCAAACCUGAUGAUGCUACUGCUCACUCCCAGGCUGGGACUUCCUACAUCCUUCAGGCAAGAAAAACAAUUUCCCACAAACGUGCUGUAUUGGUCAGGGUUCUGUAGAGUCACAGAACUUAUGUCUCUGUAUUUGAAGGGAAGUUGUUGGAAUGAUUGACAGCCUGCAGUCCAACUAAGCCACAAUGUGCAGCUGAGAGUGGGAAGUCCGAGAAUCUAGUGGUUGCUCCGUCCCACAAGGCUGGGCUUUUAGGUGGUCUUUAUCCUGAAGAAGUGGGCUCCAAUAGAUGUGCUGGCAAGUAAUCAAAAGCAGGCAAGGAGAAGCCUUCCUUCUUCCGUUGUCCUUAUGUGGACCUCCAGCAGAAGGUGUGACCCAGAUACCACACCUUCUGUGUGACCACCACACCUGGGCCUAAGCUGUUCUUUCCUUGGGACUUGCUCUGUCCAAGGCUGGCCUUGAACUCAGAGAUCUGCUCGCCUCUGUCUCCUGGGAUUAAAGGCCUGCACCACCUUAGCUUUGCAUGGCCACCAUGCCUCACAAUCCGGAUCAAAAGCGUGAAUUGUCACGUGUCAAGAUCCGGGUCAGAAGCCUGGGUCUUCCAGCCUCAAGAUCUGGAUCAUAGCUGUGCCCUCCAUUUCUGGAUUGUAGCUCAUUCCAGAUGUGGUCAAGAUGACAACCGGAAACAGCCAUCACGCAUGCUGUCUCCAUAGGUAGAGUUUUCUGAAUAAUUAUGAGCACCAGAGUUUGAGUCCCAAUACCCACUGAAAAAGUAAAGCAUUAUGUGUAUGCCUAGAACCCCAGCAUGAGGGAGGCAGAGAUGGGAGGACCCCUGGGUCUGAUCAGCAGGUCCCAGUGAGAGACCCAUUCUCAAAAGAUGGCACCAGAGGAAUGACACCUGAUGUUGUCCUUUGCCUCCCUAUGCACACAUGUGCACACACGUGCACAUACAAAGAAAGGAGGAACUGGUAGAACUGAGAAGCAGGCGAAGGUAGGGGCUGUGGCCGGCAGAGAGAACUCGCCUUGAGGCACAGCCACAGGGCCCAGGCCACUAGGCCCUUCCUGAUACCUCCAGAGCUUCUCAGCCUUCCUCACGCUGACACUCUGUGCGCAGUCCCCCAUGUCGUCAUCAGCAGCAGCGUUAGCGUCGGCAUUGUGACCUCCAACCAUAAAGUUCUUCUUGUCGCUACUUCAGAACUAAUUUUGGCACUGUUGUGAAUUGUAAUGUGUCUUAGUCAGGGUUUGUAUUCCUGGACAAACGUCAUGGCCAAGAAGCAAGUCUGAAGAUUCCAGUUCUUGCCUGACCCUGCAUGGAAGACGUCCUAGUUGAUGUCAGGCACAGCCUUGGGUGUCAGUGGGGACCCUGAGAGAAAAAUAGGGUUGUUUGUUUGUUUGGUUGGUUGGUUUUGGCUUUUGGUUUUGUUUUUUGGUUUGUUUUUAGAUAAAGUCUCACUAUGUAGCUCUGGCUGGCCUGGAACUCACUAUGUAGACCAGGCUGGCCUUGAACUCAGAUCUGCUCUUCCUGCUUCUGCCUCCUGAGUGCUGGGAUGAAGGGCAGAUGCCACGACACCUGGCUAAUGUAACUUUAUUUUAACAUGUGUUUUUGCCUGCUUAUAGAUCUGUGUUCCACAUGCAUGUCUAGUGCUCUUGGCGGUCCGAAGCAGGGUCAGAUUGCUGGAAUUGGAGUUACAGGAAGUUGUAAGUCACGUGGAUGCUCAGAACUGAGCCUGAGUCCCUGGAUGAGCAGCCAGUGCUCCAACCAACUCCCCAGCCCAAAAAAAUGUAAUUAAUCUACUUUUACAUGUAUGUACAGGUGUUUUGUAUAUGUAUGUCUGCACACCAUUGCAUGUCUGGUGCCCUCAUCAGACAGAAUAAAGCAUCAGAUACUCAGGAACUGGAGUUAUAGAUGGCUGUGAGUCACCACACGGGUGCUGGGAAUUGAACCAGGGUCCUCUGGAAGAACAGCCUGAGCUCUUAACCACUGAACCAUCUCUCCAGCCUAAUAAUGACUCCUGUUGGUGCUCUGUUUAUACAAGCAUGCCUGGCAAUUUCUUAUGCCCAUGCUGCCAGAGAAGGAGCUCCCACCUCUGGCCCUCCCCACAGCGUUUCUUCCUGGCAGAUAGCAGAGGCAAGAGCUUGCCUGGGCUCACUGUGCUAUGGUUUAGUCACCAAAGAUCCGGUGGUUUGCUAGAACAAACUGACAAAGAUUAGUUACAAAAUAGAUAAACUUACGAAAUCCAAAAGGCAGUCAGUGAAAUUACCCACCAGGCCAGCAUAAAUUACAAGCUGUAUGUUUCUUUUUCUAGAGAGAGUAAUAGGAAUGAAAGCAGAUUUCAGGGUGAAAUGGUUGUGGGGAUAGCGUCUUCAGGAGGCAGGAACUAGCGUGUAAACAUCUUACAUCUGGGUUACAUCCAGGACUGGUGUGGGGCGGAAUCUAGGGCUUUGUGUGCUGGGCGAGUGUUCUCUGAGCCACACCCCAGGCCCAGGGCUCAAUUGACUUGGUUUGGGGUUUAGGUUAUUUAACCCUUAGUGGCCCCCAGACUUUAGUGGCUCCCAGACCUUAGUAGCCCCAGAUCUAGAGGCCCUCAGACCUUAGCACAACUGAUUCCAUGAUGGAAGCACCCAUUCAGGCUGUAAGACUCAGCACGUAGACAGUACCACCAGCCAAAAUGAAAACAAAGACCUAAUCUAUCAAAGUC